UCAUGUGUUUAGUAUAGCAAUGGUGUUGACGUAGUCCGAUUUUACACAAAAAUUAUGACAGAGGUGGCAUAAAAUAUAAAAGGGCCUUCCAAAAACUUAAAACUCAGAACACUUUGGAAGCAAAGAAUUAUAAAAAGCUGUUGUCACGAUCUUUCUUGAAUUCUAUAUAAGUGAUUGUGAUCACGAUGAAGGGCUUGCUUUUACUUGCUCUUCUUGUUCACUGUGCAUAUGGUGCACAUGAUCUUAAUGAGGAGUACAGAUUCUCUGCUGAUCUGAGUCCUUCCUACAAACUUCACUGGAGUUUCGAUCUGCAAGCAGGAACUAUUGCGUUUGCAGUGAAUGUGAGCACCACGGGAUGGGUUGGCUUCGGACUGUCUCCUAAUGGACAAAUGCCCGGAUCAGAUGUGAUUAUCGGGUGGGUAGACCAAACUGGAGCAGUUCAAUUUAAGGACCGAUACGCCACUGGCAGAUUCCUACCUCCAGUGGACCUUAGUCAAGACUGGUUUCUGGUCAGCGGAGAGGAAGAAAAUGGCUACACAAUACUGGAGUUCACUAGGAACCUCACUUCUUGUGAUAUGAAUGACCUGAACAUAGAGGCUGACACAGCCAGGGUGAUUUGGAGCUAUCGCUCAAGUGAUCCAACCAGUGAGAGUGACAUUCGUGGACAUGAGGUGGCAGGCUCCACAAGUCUCAACCUUCUUGGAGGACUGCCUCAAGAAAGAGUAGAACCAAACUCUGCUGACUUUACCAUCCUCACUAGCAAUGUGACCAUUCCAGCUGUAGACACGACCUAUUGGUGUGUGGUCAGUGAAAUACCUUCUGAAGUCAGAGAACAAGAGAGAUACGUAUACAAGAUUUCUCCUGAGAUAUCAGCAAACAGUUCUGCAUACGUUCAUCAUAUCAUCAUCUAUCUGUGCAACGAGUUGAACAACACUUUCCUUGGAGACAGCUCUGUGUGUGAAGACACUCAUAUUGAUAUCAGAUCUUGCAGAGGAAGUGAAAUCAUUGCUGGAUGGGCAGUAGGAGGAGAGGAUUUUGUAUUCCCACCUGGAGUGGCUCUGCCAAUAGGUGGUGAAAACUCUAGAAGAUACAUCGUCAUUGAAAUGCAUUAUGACAACCCAGAUCUUCAAACAGGGGUUGUUGACAACUCUGGAAUUCGAUUCACGUACUCGAGCAAUCGUCCGGAACACGAAGCUGGGACGCUAGCCUUGGGUGGACCAAUUGACCCUCAUCUGAUCAUCCCACCAGGAACACCUGACUUCACAAUCAAUGCAUUUUGCUCUCGCGAAUGCACCCAAGCACAUCUACCUUCUGAGGGCAUUCAAGUGUUCGGAAAUUUGCUCCAUACUCAUCUUGCAGGACAUGGGUUGGUGGUGGAUCACUUUAGAGAUGCCGAGUGUGGACUCCUGGAGCAGCUGGAGCCUAUCGAUGAAAACAGACGCUAUGAUUUCAACUAUCAGCAAUACACCAUCCUACCCAAAACAGUUACUGUGUUGCCUGGAGAUGAACUAAAAUUAAGCUGUUUCUAUGGUACUUCUGACAAAUCUCAAGUAACACUGGGUGGUGAAAGCACAAGAGAUGAGAUGUGCUUCAGUUUUCUGUACUACUAUCCGAAAACUGAGCUGGAUUAUUGCGGCUCGUUGCCUGUUGCAGAUGCAUAUGAGGAAUUUGCAAGACAAUACGUAAACUCUUCAAUGCACAGCGAUCUUUUUUUUAGCCUUCUCAUUGGAAAUCACGAUGUUGCUCGACCAAUUCUGAACACUGUGGAAUGGAGUCAGGAGGCCAUUGAUGCUCUACAAAGGAUCUACCUUGAGAGCCCUCAGGGCAGCUAUUGCUCAAAUGGGAGUGGUUUCAUAUUCACGAAUAAUGAUGACAUCCCUAAUGCUGAUCAAUGUCCCUAUGUCUCCCCUGACAUUUGCACGGGUGAGCCUGGCUCUCAAGGAAGGUGCUGUAGCCAGCUGGGGUCAGGGUCCACCACACUCAGCCAACUGUCGACACUAGCUGUGCUAUUUAUUGUUCUGUCAAUCUCUUUGCUAUAAUGCAGACUAUAAUUUUAUGCUGAACUGAAGUUAUUUCUCAUAUAAUACUGUGUGCUCAGCUGUUUAUGAAAACUGAUAAGUUUUUUGUUUGAA
Molecule: messenger RNA, 2132 nt
Organism: Halichondria panicea
Lineage: Eukaryota; Metazoa; Porifera; Demospongiae; Suberitida; Halichondriidae
Product: DBH-like monooxygenase protein 2 homolog
Exons: 13
Coding region: 186-2039 (617 amino acids)
Molecular function (GO): copper ion binding; dopamine beta-monooxygenase activity
Source: RefSeq, a predicted model, not a curated record